GCCAAGCUACGGUCGGAAAACCAUGGCCUGAGGGUACGGCUGGAUCGGGCAUGGCCACGGUGGCUCAAUUCGGUCCAAACCUGCCCUCUUUUUCCUUAGUUUUUUUUGUUUUUUAUUUUAUUUUAUUUGGUCUGGCCCAGUCCAUAUAAGGCUAGGGCUGAGGCUGAGGCAGGGCCUUUUUGGCCUGGUCAAAGACGGACUAGACCUAGGCCGACCAUUUGUGGACUAGGGCAGGGCCAGGGAUGGGGGUGGGCCGGGCCCAAGCCCGUCCUGUUGCCACCCCACUAAAACCACCCUACUUAUUAAUAACAGUGUUGAGGGAGAAUAAUAUGAUUGACAUGGGGAGAGAGAGAAAGGACCACCAUCGACACUCUUCUCUAGAGAGAGAAAGAGAGGAGAGUGAGAGACUAAGAACCUGCAAAUUCUGAUAGGAUGACAAGGAGUCAAGGAAACUAUCUGAUGACUUAGCCAUGAGAUGUUUUCUUGGUUAAUGAGACAUAAUCUAUGAAAUCAGAAGCUGGUGUUCUGAAAUUUGCAGCUUGUUUUGUGUCAGCGCAAGCAUGUUGCUAAAUGGUUAGCCUCUCUAUCUUAUGGCCGCAAGAAGGAAAUACUUUCUCAAUAAAUCAUGUGUGCUCAUUAUAGUGGUUGCCAGUGUAGAGCGGUUCGCGUACAAAGGUGUGGCCUCAAAUCUGGUGACCUAUCUCACUGAUGUUGUUCACCAGAGCAAUGGUGAGGCGGCGAAGAAUGUGAGCACAUGGGCCGGCCUCACCUCCAUGCUUCCGCUCCUCGGCGCCUUCCUCACCGACUCUUAUUUCAACCGCUACUCAACUAUCAUUCUCUCUUCCUUUUUCUACCUCUCGGGUCUUGUAGCAUUGGCUUCAUUGGCAAGGUUUCCUCAUGGCAAAGCUAUCUCAUCUGCACCUAUAUUUGGCUCUCUCUAUUUGAUUUCAUUUGGGCUAGGAGGAUACAACCCAUCCUUGCAAGCCUUUGGAGCUGACCAGCUAGAUGAGGAAGAGGAUGGGUAUGCAAGCAGUAAAAGCCUAUUCUUUAAGUGGUCAUAUUUUGGUAUUUGUAGUGGAAGCCUCUUGGGGGUGUCUAUCUUGCCAUAUAUUCAGGAUACACUAGGUUGGGAAUUAGGGUUUGCAUUACCAGCCAUUGCCAUGGGAGUUUGUGUUGUGUGUUUCAUUUGUGGGACACCAUUAUAUAGGCACAAGCAAUGUGAAGAUGGCGGUAGAACAUUUGGAUCCUUGAUUAGUGCUCUUAGAUCAGUUACAAGGAAAUUUAUUGGGGGAAGAACGAAUGUCGCUUCGGGCAAUGUACGCGCCAUUGAACUCGAGUUGCCUGAAAGGCCAAUUGAGAGUGAUAUUGGUUUUGUGACAACACCAGACAAGAAGAUGGAUAUAGCCACAAUUGCAUGGGAAGUAUUCAGACUUCUACCUAUAUGGGCAACAUUCCUAAUGUUUGCAGUCAUCCUUCAACAACCCUCCACCUUCUUCACAAAACAAGGAAGCACAAUGAAGAGAAACAUUGGGGAGAAAUUUCAAAUCCCUCCGGCUGCACUUCAGAGCACCAUAAAUCUUUGCAUAAUAAUGCUCAUGCCUAUAUACGAUUCAAUACUCAUCCCGAUCCUAAAAAUCAUCACUCAAGAUGAUAAAGGCAUCGAUACAUUACAAAGAAUAGGCAUUGGCAUGUUUUUCUCGAUCACUUCGAUGAUCAUCGCGGCACUUACAGAGUCCAAGAGGCUUCACAGUGUGCAUCCAAUCAACAUCUGCUGGUUGCUACCACAGUAUGUUCUAUUGGGUGUCUCUGAUGUUUUUAUGGUCGUGGGGAUUCAGGAGUUCUUUUACAGUCAAGUAUCGGGUGGAAUGAAAACCAUGGGGAUUGCUCUGUAUCUUAGUGUGUUCGGGGUUGGUGGCUAUCUUAGUGCUAUCUUAAUUUCACUUGUCGAAAUGCUGACAACCAUGAAUGGGGCAAGUAGUAGCUGGUUCUCAGACAAUUUGAGCAAAGCUCGACUCGACUGUUAUUACGGGCUUCUAGCUGUACUAAGCAUCAUGAGCAUGAUCCUAUUUGUAAACAUAGCUGGCCAUUACAAGGAUGAUAAGAUAGAUUCCCCAAAUACAACCAUGAAAUGAAAAAUAUCAGUAACAUCAUGUUUCACCAUCACAUAUUCCAUUGAAGGUUUUAUCUUGUAAAUACUUGUAAAAAGUAGCAGGAAUUACUACGGGAAUUUGAGUAAGAUGAA
Messenger RNA from Amborella trichopoda, 2242 nucleotides. Its product is annotated as Major facilitator superfamily protein. Gene Ontology annotation, molecular function: transmembrane transporter activity. The record is from RefSeq and is a predicted model, not a curated record. Gene Ontology annotation, cellular component: membrane. Gene Ontology annotation, biological process: transmembrane transport. NCBI's taxonomy places the organism in Eukaryota, Viridiplantae, Streptophyta, Magnoliopsida, Amborellales, Amborellaceae.